AUGACUCUGCUGGACGAUUGGCCGUUGGAAAACAUCAUUUACACCAGCAUAGUCGGCAUUGUGCUAUUGAUGGCAUGUCUUGAGUGGUUUCUUGGGCUGGCAGCAUUCGCUUAUUGCCUUAUCAAAAUCUUCCAGAAGUCGGAGCAUUGGUCCAUCAAUGUCUUAUGCAUUGUAGUGGGCAUUGCCUUUGUUAUCCUGCGGGUCAUAUUUCUUCCAAUCAUGCUGGUCACAUUGCCCCUUCCAGAUCCCGUAACAAAGCUGUGGCCAAAGAGGAUGGUGUCCUUUCUUCAGUGGUUCGCAUUCUGGACCUUCGCUAUCCUCCUGACAGUGCCUUGGCUAUUCUGCAUUUACCAGGUAGUCACAAAUCAACUUGGUCGAACGAAGCGGAUAAAGCAGGUUCUAGACGAUGUCACCGCUCCCAAAGUUGUCAUAGUCAUGCCUUGUUACCGGGAAGAACCCGAAGUUCUUAUAAAAGCCAUCAACUCGGUUGUCGACAGCGACUAUCCUCCAGCAUGUAUUCACGUUUUCUUAUCUUUCGACGGAGACGAAGAAGACGAGUUAUAUCUCAACACCAUCGAUCAACUUGGCGUUUCGUUGAAGAUGAAGUCGUUUCCCAAGAGUAUAGAUGUUAGCUAUCGAUCCGCACGUGUUACCGUUUCAAGAUUCCCCCAUGGAGGUAAGCGACAUUGCCAGAAGGUAACCUUCAAGCUUAUCGACCGGGUGUACCAAGAGUAUCUCAAGAGGAACGACAAUCUUUUCAUUCUAUUCAUAGACUCGGACUGCAUUCUUGACAAAGUAUGUUUACAAAACUUUGUCUAUGAUAUGGAGCUCAGCCCCGGCAAUACUAGAGACAUGCUGGCUAUGACAGGCGUCAUUACUUCGACGACGAAGAAGCAUAGUAUCAUUACUCUUCUGCAAGAUAUGGAGUACAUUCAUGGGCAGCUAUUUGAAAGGACCGUGGAGUCGGGCUGUGGUUCCGUCACUUGUUUGCCAGGGGCAUUGACCAUGCUACGUUUCUCGGCCUUCCGGAGAAUGGCCAAGUACUACUUCGUGGACAAAACAGAACAAUGCGAGGAUUUGUUUGACUUCGCAAAAUGCCACCUGGGAGAGGAUCGCUGGCUGACACAUCUCUUCAUGAUCGGAGCCAAGAAGCGAUAUCAGAUCCAGAUGUGCACUUCGGCAUUUUGCAAAACAGAAGCUGUACAGACUUAUCGAUCCCUGAUUAAGCAGCGGCGUCGAUGGUUCCUCGGCUUCAUCACGAACGAGGUUUGCAUGCUGACAGAUUGGCGCUUAUGGAAACGGUAUCCCAUCCUUAUCCUGGUUCGUUUCAUGCAGAACACUAUUCGAACAACAGCCCUGCUGUUCUUCAUCAUGGUCUUGGCCCUCAUAACCACAGUCAAGAAGGUGGAUGACCUUCCGGUAGGAUUUAUCGCCAUUUCCCUAGGAUUGAACUGGCUGCUGAUGCUGUACUUUGGGGCUAAGCUACGGAGAUUCAAGAUCUGGCUGUACCCGCUCAUGUUCAUUCUAAAUCCGUUUUACAACUGGUAUUACAUGGUGUACGGAAUAUUCACAGCAGGGCAGCGAACUUGGGGUGGACCACGAGCUGAUGCUGCUUCUGCUGACACACACACGACAGCAAGAGAGGCAGUGGAACAAGCCGAAAAGCAAGGCGACGAGUUGAACGUGGUUCCUGAAACGUUUAAGGCGGCACGCGAAGCACGUAGGGCCGCAUCGAAUCGUGAGUCUACAACAACAAGCGAACUUGGCCGAACGAGAAGCGUGGUGCGGCCGCCAGACAAGAUUGAUGGUAAAUUCUCAGCACGCCAGAAGACAGCAUCAGGCACGUAUGCUCAUCCGGAUGAGAUGGACACCAGCGCGGAAGAUGUCGAGACGGGGAUAGCUGCAGCCGGUAUUUUCUCGAAGGACCGUGACUCUUUGGAUAGUGUCCCAUCGAUGCAGAACGUAGCCCUUGGGGUAAGUACACCGCGAAGGAUGAAACUCCUCAUGGACGAGGAAGCUCUUCAAAAGUAUCAAAUCGCGCAACAAAUACAGGACCGAGCCUCUGAAAUUAACGAUCUGAACGAUAUACAACCGAGUCAAGCGUCCUUGACUUUGCCUACGAGACGCGCUGGAUAUCUGGGAGGAAUGGCUGACAGCACCCCAAAGAUUCAAUGCCCAUAUAAUCAGGUCUCUCAAGAGGACUCGGGUGAGGGACGAGCUAUUGUCGAAUGGCAAGAGGGAGAUCCAGAAGAAGCCGGUGAGCAUACAUGA
Molecule: messenger RNA, 2271 nt
Organism: Fusarium sp. VM40
Lineage: Eukaryota; Fungi; Ascomycota; Sordariomycetes; Hypocreales; Nectriaceae
Source: the annotation of a GenBank genome assembly